Molecule: messenger RNA, 9019 nt
Organism: Sphaeramia orbicularis (orbiculate cardinalfish)
Lineage: Eukaryota; Metazoa; Chordata; Actinopteri; Kurtiformes; Apogonidae
Gene: atp2b3b
Product: ATPase plasma membrane Ca2+ transporting 3b
Exons: 26
Coding region: 1078-5028 (1316 amino acids)
Biological process (GO): regulation of cytosolic calcium ion concentration; calcium ion transmembrane transport
Cellular component (GO): intracellular membrane-bounded organelle; plasma membrane
Molecular function (GO): P-type calcium transporter activity; ATP hydrolysis activity; PDZ domain binding
Source: RefSeq, a predicted model, not a curated record
GGAUGCUGCGACCGAGCUCCUGUGCGCGCGGGCUCUCGCAGCGGCUCAACCCCCUCCUCCUCCUCCAAAGAUGUCGCAUGAGCUUCUCCUCUCACCGCGGCGUUUCUUUUCUUUUUGCUUUUCUUUUUCUCUUAGUGCCCUUAUCAGUUAACCGAAUUCGGUCAAAUUAAGCAGCUUUUACCGCUGGGAGCAGCCCUGGUUCAGGCGCAUGGACUGCCCCCCUCCCCACAACGGAGGUGUUUAAACCCUCAACCCGGCGCAUCCUCUCUCGCUCGCUCUCUCUCUGUCUCUCUCUCUCCUCAACCGCCGCAGAACUCCGCCGACCAACCGUCAGGUGACCGCGCGGAGCGGAAUAUUCAUCAGCACCGUCGUCGUCUUUCAUCCUUCCACUCCUUCGGACUCCAGGCAACCGGAGCUGCCGCAGCCCCGGUCCCCCUGUAUCCUCUCAUCCGGUCUGGGACAUUCUCCGCUCCACGCACACGCAGAUUAACGGGAUUCUGCCUCCCCGCCCGCGCGCUGAUGCUGAUGUCCUUGAGCUCGGCCUGCACGGUGAGUCGGCCCUGGUGGUGCAGCAGUAACUACCUCUGAACUGGAUCCACUUCCUGUCUCUGAAUUAUCAGCCGCCUUUGCCUCGCUCGCCCCUCUCUCCAUCCGUCCAUCAUCCCUCUGUCGCUGUCUGUCAGUCUGUCGGCCCGUCUGUUCGUCCAUGGACUGGCCGUGACCCUGGAGGGAGGGGGACAGAAACGAGGAAAGAGCGGAGUCGCAGAGGAGACGAAGGAAAAGAAAGCUGGAUUCGUUCAGACGUCACGCUUCUCAAGAGCCCCUGCUCGCUGUCCUUCAUCCCCCUCACCCUCCUCCUCUUCCUCUUGAUAUGGGGAAUUAAAAGAGAAGGAGAUUAGGCCAAACAUUUAGGAGAAGAAAAUAAACAAACCUUUCAUUGUCCCUAAUUAGAAUUUUUAAGAGAUUCUGACUGUUGAGCACAUGAUCAACCUUUCACCAACCAAACACAAAGGGAACUGAGUUGAGGACGGACUACAGAGAGAAAGGGGGACCAAAACAAGAGAAAACCUAACUGACAUGUCCACAACAGCCACAAUGGGUGAAAUGGCAAACAGCGCAGUGGAAUUUUAUCCCAAAGGGACUCGAGGUGGGGGCGGAGGAAGGGCAGAUGGCACCCAUGCAGGGGGAGACUUUGUGGUCACAGUUAAGGAGCUCAGGGAGCUGAUGGAGCUCCGAGGGACUGAUGCUCUGCAGAAGAUCCAAGACAGUUAUGGCGACACAGAGGGGCUCUGCCAGAGACUACAGUCCAGUACCACUGAUGGUCUCAGUGGGGACCCAACAGACCUGGAGCGCCGGGGCCAGAUAUACGGCCAAAACUUCAUUCCCCCAAAGAAGCCUAAGACAUUCAUGGAGCUUGUGUGGGAGGCCUUACAGGACGUCACGCUCAUCAUACUGGAGAUUGCUGCCAUCAUCUCCCUUGGCCUUUCUUUCUACCAGCCUCCCGGAAAAGAAAGUGAAGCGUGCGGGAACGCGUCGGCGGGUGCAGAGGAUGAAGGUGAAGCUGAGGCCGGCUGGAUUGAGGGUGCAGCCAUCCUGCUAUCCGUUGUGUGUGUUGUCCUGGUUACAGCGUUUAACGACUGGUCCAAAGAGAAGCAGUUUCGAGGUCUGCAGAGUCGGAUUGAGCAGGAACAGAAGUUCACUGUGGUGCGGAAAGGAAAUGUCAUCCAGAUCCCUGUGGCUGACAUGGUGGUGGGAGACAUGGCCCAGGUCAAGUACGGUGACCUGCUGCCAGCUGAUGGUAUCUUGGUCCAAGGCAAUGAUCUGAAGAUAGAUGAGAGCUCUCUCACUGGAGAGUCUGACCACGUGCGUAAGUCUGUGGACAAGGACCCCAUGUUGCUCUCAGGUACCCAUGUGAUGGAGGGCUCAGGGAGGAUGCUUGUGACAGCUGUAGGUGUCAACUCUCAAACGGGCAUCAUCUUCACCCUGCUGGGUGCUGGAGAGAUGGAGGAAGAUGGGAAGGAGAAGAAAGAGGACAGUACUCAGGUCCUCAUCUCUACCGAUGCCAGUUACAGCACAGUCACCAAUGGAAAACAACCUGAUGGAGCUGUAGAGAACAAUCAGAACAAAGCUAAGAAGCAGGAUAAGCAGGAUGGGGGUGUUGCCAUGGAGAUGCAACCCCUGAAGAGUGCAGAGGGAGGCGAGGUAGAGGACAGAGAGAAGAAGAAGACCAAUGUUCCUAAGAAAGAGAAGAGUGUUUUGCAGGGCAAGCUCACCAAACUCGCUGUUCAGAUCGGCAAAGCAGGUUUGGUGAUGUCAGCCAUCACCGUCAUCAUCCUGGUGCUCUACUUUGUCAUCGACACGUUUGUCAUUGAAGGUCAUGCGUGGCUGGCAGAGUGUACUCCGGUUUAUAUCCAGUACUUUGUCAAAUUCUUCAUCAUUGGUGUCACUGUGUUGGUGGUGGCAGUCCCAGAGGGCUUACCGCUCGCUGUCACCAUUUCUCUGGCUUAUUCUGUCAAGAAAAUGAUGAAAGACAACAACCUUGUACGGCAUCUGGAUGCAUGCGAGACCAUGGGCAACGCCACGGCCAUCUGCUCUGACAAGACUGGCACUCUCACCACCAACCGAAUGACUGUUGUACAGACGUAUGUAGGUGAUGUGCACCACCGUGUAAUCCCAGACCCUGGACAGAUCAACCCCCGGACCCUGGAUCUAUUAGUCAAUGCUAUCGCCAUCAACAGCGCCUACACCUCCAAGAUCAUGCCGCCUGAUGUGGAGGGGGGUCUAGCUAAGCAGGUGGGCAACAAAACAGAGUGUGGCCUGCUGGGAUUUGUAUUAGACCUACAGCAGGACUACACCCCUGUCAGAGAGCAGAUUCCUGAGGAGAGACUGUACAAGGUGUAUACAUUCAACUCAGUGCGUAAAUCCAUGAGCACAGUGAUCAAGCUACCCGAUGGUUCCUUCCGCCUCUACAGCAAAGGAGCGUCUGAGAUCAUGCUGAAAAAGUGUUCCUACAUCCUCGAUGCCAAUGGCGAACCUCGCAGUUUCCGGCCACGUGACCGAGAUGAGAUGGUGAAACAGGUGAUUGAACCAAUGGCCUGUGAGGGGUUGAGGACUAUCUGUAUUGCAUUCCGUGACUUGCCAUCUAAUCCAGAACCAGACUGGGAGAACGAGGCUGAAAUAGUUACAGAGUUGACCUGCAUCACUGUGGUUGGGAUAGAGGACCCUGUGCGGCCUGAGGUGCCUGAUGCCAUCCGAAAGUGCCAGCGUGCAGGCAUCACAGUGCGAAUGGUAACUGGUGAUAACAUUAACACAGCCAGAGCCAUUGCUGCUAAAUGUGGCAUCAUCCACCCCGGGGAUGACUUUAUCUGCCUAGAGGGAAAAGACUUCAAUCGACGAAUCAGGAAUGAGAAAGGAGAGAUUGAACAGGAACGCAUUGACAAAAUCUGGCCCAAACUCCGUGUGUUGGCUCGAUCAUCACCAACUGACAAACACACACUGGUCAAAGGCAUCAUCGACAGUAGCAUUGUAGAACAGAGGCAGGUCGUCGCAGUAACAGGAGAUGGAACCAAUGAUGGACCUGCGCUGAAGAAGGCUGAUGUGGGAUUUGCCAUGGGCAUUGCGGGGACAGACGUGGCUAAAGAGGCAUCUGACAUCAUCCUGACUGAUGACAACUUCAGCAGCAUUGUCAAGGCAGUGAUGUGGGGACGAAAUGUCUACGAUAGCAUCUCCAAGUUUCUGCAGUUCCAGCUCACGGUCAAUGUAGUGGCUGUCAUUGUGGCCUUCACCGGGGCUUGCAUCACUCAGGACUCUCCGCUGAAGGCAGUGCAGAUGUUGUGGGUGAAUCUGAUAAUGGACACGUUUGCCUCUCUGGCCCUGGCCACCGAGCCCCCCACUGAGGCCCUGUUGCUACGGAAACCCUAUGGCCGGAACAACCCGCUCAUCUCACUGACCAUGAUGAAGAACAUACUUGGCCAUGGAGUGUACCAGCUGGUCAUCAUCUUCACCCUGCUGUUCAUAGGCGAGCGUAUGUUUAACAUUGACAGUGGCCGUAAUGCUCCACUCCAUUCUCCCCCAUCCGAACACUACACCAUCAUCUUCAACACUUUCGUCCUCAUGCAACUCUUCAACGAGAUCAACGCUCGCAAGAUCCAUGGAGAGAGAAAUGUCUUUGAUGGCAUAUUUUCCAACCCAAUAUUCUGCUCCAUUGUUCUGGGGACCUUUGCUGUUCAGAUCGUGAUCGUGCAGUGGGGAGGGAAGCCCUUCAGCUGUGCCCCUCUCAAUGUGGAGCAGUGGCUCUGGUGUCUGUUCGUAGGAGUUGGAGAGCUGCUCUGGGGGCAGGUAAUUGCCACUGUGCCGACAGAGCGGUUGCCAUGCCUGAAGGAGGCUGGGCUGGGCCUGGAGCCUGGAGAGGAGGAAGGAGAGGAACUGGCAGAGGAUGAGGAGGAGAUUGACUGUGCUGAGAGAGAGCUGCGCCGUGGACAGAUCCUCUGGUUCAGAGGACUCAACCGCAUCCAGACCCAGAUGCGAGUGGUGAAAGCAUUCCGUAGUUCACUGUACGAGGGCCGGGAGAAACCAGAGUCCCGCAACUCCAUCCACAAUUUCAUGGCCCACCCGGAGUUCCUCAUCAAUGAUCUCAUCCACAACAUCCCGCUGAUCGACGACACCGACGUGGACGACGAAUCAGAGCUCAGCAGAUACCAGCACCUGCACCCGGCCCUCCGCAAGCCGCCACCCCCUCCUACCCAGCCACAGCCCCCGGCCCGCAUCCGCCCCACCCGUCCUUACCGCCAGUACAGCCUCCCGGUGACACCUUGUAACAGAAACAAUAAUAACAACAGCAGCAGCAGCAGCAGCAUCAGUUCAACAGUCACCCAUGACAAGAGAAACGACGUAGUAGCCCCUAGCAACCGGAGCCCCCAUCACCAUCAGCGCCAUCAACACCACCCUAACCAUCAUGGCAGGGACAGGCCGGUGAAACCCUCCGCCCCUCACCUGGCCCAUCUCUACUGUGUGGAGACCUCCUUAUAACUGAGCUGAAAGUGGGUCAGGGAGGAAAAGGGAACGGAGUCUUAGGGGAGGGGAGGAAAGGGGAGCGGAAAGGAGAGGGCUGAGGACAAACAUAAGACAUUUUCAUCAUCUCAGAUCUCACUUAUAACACUCUUCACAAGUGGGAGCAAUGGACGAGGGAGGUACAGGAGGGAGUGGACAAUGGCCGGAGGCUUCUGCUUGCAACUCCCUGAGAACAGUGUGAAUUUCCCUCCCUUUGCCCUUGCUCCAGUCCUCUUGGUCUGACCCACCUCACCCCUCGCCUCCUGACACUACCCCCUCUCCCCCUCCCACAACCUUAAACCCACUCCGAAGAAUCCUCCCCACCCCGCCUUGACCUCAUGCACACUCGUCACAUACACAUGCACAGGUCUGCUCGUGCUGCAUUGUCUUGAGUAACAGUGGGUCGGGGAGGUCUUGGGAAAAAGGACACGGUACCGGAUAGGAAUCACAACAAAAAAACAGUACACUUCUCAACUCUUCAGCAGAACAGGGCCGUCUGGCUAUGGGGGCUGACUCACUCUGUUUCUAUCGGUGUUCAUUUUUAGUGUUGUCACCCCACCCACUUAUCUACCUGCCAUGACACCAUAGUCACUGUCAUCAUCAAUUACCCAGCUAUAAUCUACAGCCACUUUAAAAUCACUACUUUGCUUGCGAUAUAAGUAACGCUUUGUUAAAGCUUUAACUAGACUUCAGUCUUUUCCAUUCACUUAUUAAUUUACUUCUCAACAUAAUGGUGCUCAUUCAUUUGUUUCUUUGUCAUUACUUCUUUUUCUCUCUCUGCUUGUGGUUUUUACAUUGAGCUUUUUUAAAAAUGUCUUUUACUUUGAUUCUCUCUCUCUUUCAGUGUGUAUAUGUGUACUGUCUUGUCUCUUCAGAAAAAAAAACUAACAAAAACAUAACAAAAAACAGAAAUUGCAAACAAAGAUACUGUUCAUUUAAACCUAAUAGUAAAUAGAAUGGCUGCAAAAAACUAUAAGGAGGGGAAAAUACAUAUAUACGUAUAUAUAAAUAUAUGUAUAUAUAUAAUUUGAAUGUUCAGGAAGCAACAACACAGAAGUAUUCAUCUUCAUCACUGCUCUUUGUUCAGAUCCUUGAAUGCUGCCCCAUAAGUCCACCUGUUACCUGUAACACUGUCCACCCUGUUAUAAGAUGAUACAGUGUGUGGGAUUUGACAUUAUUUUGAUAUUUUGAUGUAUACGUACAUUAGCCUCAUGCAGUAGAACCUUCAUUUACAGCCUCCUGCCAUGUUGAUGAACUGACGAGUAUGUAUGGGUAAAGUUACCGGGCUGCACCUUGGGCCGAGCCCCACGGAUGACGUCCACUUCCAGUGUCUUCAUUUCUGUAACACCUUCCACCAUCUUCUCUCUUGCUGUUCCUCAGUCCAUUUUGUUGUUUCCCUGAUGUUCACUUUGCUUGUCUUUGUCUCUUAAAGUCUUUUGUCAGUGGGUGUGUCAGCUUUUUUUUAUUUUUGAAAAAAAGCUGAAUGCUUGUGAAGCAUUAACCCUUUAAAUGCCAUCAAUCACGCAAUGCACAGGCGAUGGCCCUUUAAAACUUACAUGCACUCACUCAAAACAUCAACCCACUCCCGUUCACUCACGUGUCUGUCACGUGCCCUUUCCAUUAGAAUUGUGGACAAAGAGAUUGUUUCGUAUGAUUUGUUCAGUCUGGUCGUUUUUACAGCAAAGAUCUAGUUCUUUAAAAGCAACCAACAACCUGAGCACCACUUGAGCAGUCAGGUCCAUGUGUAAUAUCGGUGUUCAGUUUCAGUCUGCUCAGAUCUAUCAGGUAUGACCAGUGAGAGCUUACAUGUCAUGUCCUUGUCAAAUACUGUGGACUUCUGUCAUCACAAUGUACAUGACUGGAAUCCAUUAAUAUGAAUCUUGUUGGAGCAAACAUAAAAGGGCAUAAUGCACUGCAUGGGCACACCCCAAAAAGAAAAACAAAACCAACCAAAAAAAAAAAAAAAAAAAAAAUCACUGAAACCAUUUAAAUACAGCCACCUCUGUGACAGCAGGUGCAGCGCUCCCAACAUCACAUUCCACUGUUGCCAUGCCGAAUCCCACCUCAACAUUCCAUGGAACAUAACAUUCCAAGCAUCACAUUCCAGGUGUGAGAGUGCCCUCCUGUAUCCCAUGUUGCACUAGGUGUGGGUGAACCGCUGACUUCAUGUUGCCUCGGAGCACGACUGCAAUGCAAUUCAAACCUGGAACACCCCCCUCCCCCCUCCCUUUGCUUCCUGUUUUUUCCCCUGCUCUUUCUUCCCAUCCCCCCUCCCUCCCCUUCAGUUGUCACCCUUUGACUUCCCUGUUGAGUUUAAUCAGCUGGUCCCGACACCAGAGAAAGGCACGGGCAGACAUUAUGCAACAGACUGCCAUGUGGGCCCCUGUACCUGGGCACAGGAGUAGAUCUAAAAGUCUAACAGGGAUGUUAGCACAUGCAAACACAGAGAGAGAACAUGUCUGUCCUGCUGGUUCUGUUUCAGGAUGUGCGCAGGGCUCUCUGGGAACACCCUUACCUGUACAGAACUCUGUCUUCUUGAAUGCUCAUCAUCAUCGCCACUGCUCUGACCUGAUCUCAAAUCAGGCGGGCGGUGACAUUGUAUUGGUCUGUCUGUUUUGAAGCAUGCAUUUGGUAUCAUUAAUGUCACUCUUUAUGUGUUGGUAAAUCAUUUAGGCUACUGUCACUGCUGUGUGCUAUGAUCAGUCUCUUCAUAUUUGCCCUCGUCCUCUCUCUCUCUCUCUUUCUCUCUCUCUCUCUUUCACAUACAAACACUCAUGUCCUGUUGAAGUCUAACCUAUUCUAUUUCAGCACCUGUUACCACAGCUCUUUCAAUGCUUUCUUCGGUCAACAAAACUCUUGUGCACAUACUGACACAGACACACAUGCAUACCUAACACCAAACAGGCAGAUUAAUCUACAGUGGUGUAAAUUUGACUGUCCAGUUUCAGCCAUCUCUGUCCAUCUGUCCAGCCACGUUACAUCAUGAUGUUGUGAGACAAUUUCACAGAAGGCAAACACAAUGUGAAAAAGAAUAUAUUAUAUUUAUCAAAAUUAUAAAUUGUACAACUGCACCACUACUGUACAGAUCGCCCAAAUGUGCACAUGUGCAUCUUUGAUUUACAGGUACUAUGUUCCUGUUACACUUUUUUUGAUGUUUCUUUCUUUUAAAUCCUACUGCUUUUUGUAAAGAGAGGAACAACAAAAUGGAAGCGCUUGUAUAUUAUAAUUAUGAUUAUUAUUGAUUUUCUCCACCGGUGCGCCCACUGAUGGAAAAAGACAGUUGCACAUUCUCCUGAGCAUAUUCUGAGGGCUGUGUUUUCUGUCCAUUGAACAGCCCCUGAAGUGUGCAAAGGUGAGGAGAUGUUUAGUCUCUUAAGACCAGAGACACCACUCUGUAAAUAUAGAACAGGAGAUACAAAUGUACCUCAUUAUGAUCUAAAGGACUGGACAAAGUGGGGACCCAGGGAGGAUGGAGAACUGGAGGGCGAUGCAGAGCUAGAGACUGCAGAAGUGCAAUGCAUCCACUUGUAUGCAUUGUUUAGGCUGCUCUUUUAGAUCUGUUACCAGUAUUUACUGCCAUGUCACGACGGAAAGAAAUGAAAGUUUUACAUUAUUCAUUAUACAUACUGUUGUAAAUAUUGUGUGUGGAAUGGUCCCCCUUCUUGCACAAUGCAGUGCUGUUCUACAGACAGAAAAUACAGCCUUAACUGUGCUGAAAUAAAAAAGACCAAAAAAGAAACAAAAAAAACAACAAAAAAACAUAAAGACUAUUGAAUAUAUUAAAGAGUUACCUGCCUGUUAUUUAAGCGAAUAAAUAUCUAUAUAUGAGAAAGAACACACCUGUAUACUGUAGACUAAAUCUGUAUGGAAAUCUAAGAGAAUUUAAUGGGAAUUAAGUCCAACACCUUUUGUCUGUAUGAAAGAAAAAAAAUACAUCAAAGUAUUCUACAAUAAUAACUUUGACAAAGUC